CGGCGGCGGCGACGAAGACUGGGACGCGGCUCGCGCUGGCACCAUGAACCCGCUGUAGCGCGCAGGCUUCGCGGCGCGGGGGGCGGGGGGAGGAGGAGGAGGAGGACGGCGCGGUGAAGUUCUCCGCCAUGAACCUGAGGGGCCUCUUCCAGGACUUCAACCCGAGUAAAUUCCUCAUCUAUGCCUGUCUGCUGCUAUUCUCUGUGUUGCUGGCCCUUCGUCUGGAUGGCAUCAUUCAGUGGAGUUACUGGGCUGUCUUUGCUCCAAUAUGGCUGUGGAAGUUAAUGGUCAUUGUUGGAGCCUCGGUUGGAACUGGAGUCUGGGCACGAAAUCCCCAAUAUCGAGCAGAAGGGGAGACGUGUGUGGAGUUCAAGGCGAUGCUGAUCGCGGUGGGCAUCCACUUGCUCCUGCUGAUGUUUGAGGUGCUGGUGUGUGACAGGAUCGAGAGGGGCAGCCACUUCUGGCUCCUGGUCUUCAUGCCGCUCUUCUUCGUUUCCCCAGUGUCUGUGGCAGCUUGUGUUUGGGGUUUUCGACAUGACAGGUCACUGGAGUUAGAAAUCCUGUGUUCUGUCAACAUUCUCCAGUUCAUAUUCAUUGCCUUAAGACUGGACAAGAUCAUCCACUGGCCGUGGCUUGUCGUGUGUGUCCCCCUGUGGAUUCUCAUGUCUUUCCUGUGCCUGGUGGUCCUCUACUACAUCGUGUGGUCCGUGCUGUUCCUGCGCUCCAUGGACGUGAUCGCGGAGCAGCGGAGGACACACAUCACCAUGGCGCUGAGCUGGAUGACGAUCGUCGUGCCGCUCCUUACUUUUGAGAUCCUGCUGGUUCACAAGCUAGACGGCCACAACGCGUUCUCUUGUGUCCCCAUAUUUGUCCCGCUCUGGCUCUCCUUGAUCACUCUGAUGGCAACCACGUUCGGGCAGAAAGGCGGAAACCACUGGUGGUUUGGGAUUCGCAAGGAUUUCUGUCAGUUUCUGCUUGAAAUCUGCCCAUUUUUGAGAGAAUAUGGAAACAUUUCCUACGACCUCCACCAUGAAGGUAAUGAGGAAACCGAAGAAGCGCCAGUUCCAGAGCCUCCUAAGAUCGCUCCUAUGCUUCGAAAGAAGACCAGGGUAGCUAUCACCCAGAGCCCUGGAAAAACUGGAGCUGGAGCUGGGUCUCCGGGGACUUCCAUCUCAUGCCUUGUUUGCACUCAAUGCCUACCAAUGACUCACCGCGACAGGACACGCAGAAAGCCAUAAAGCACGACUGGAAACGGGAACACUGGAGAAGGGUGCCGAGACUAGAAAUGGCCAGCAGAGUGUGUGCGUUGAGGUCUGGGGCUUUUUGUCCGCCCCCAAGCCGGGCCCAUGCUUUUAGCUAGGAGGACCACGGCUCCAGGAGCUGAGGGUACAGCCACGAGUCAGAGGGAAGCAAGCAGAUGUGAUGGGAACAAGCAGGCCGUGAGUAAAAGAAGGUAAAAGGAGCCCUGGCAUUGUCACCUGGGAGCAGGGGAGAGGGGGAGAGGGGGCAGCUGCUACCUUGUCUAAACCGGGCUCCGCUGACGUCCACCGCGCCCACCACUCCGCCCUGGUGCCAGCCUGUAGGAAGCCUAUGCUGCCUGAAGGGGGACACUUGGAAUGGUGCCACCUUUCCGGCUUGGUGUAUAGCAAAUGUAGCCCAAUCCACUCUUUUUUCCGCCUUUAGCUGUUCAAUAAACUGGUUCAUCAUUUUCCAUGUGCACUGUGCGCGUCUUAGUUUGGAUAUGGUCCAGGAUGCUGGAAGUCCUGUCAACGAGCACAAAAGGGAACCUCGAGCUGCCACCAGCAGCCGAGGGGAGCAGGGGUGGGUGAGCAUCUCUCAGGAGUCUCCAGGGGCAGCUGGAAUAUGCAGUACAGAGAGGAAAGCCGGGGGCCCCGGGAUUCGGCUGUUGGUGGGGGAGCACACGGCCACAAUGCUGACGGGUGAGGAGGCGCCCGACAGUGUUUGCGAGUUCCCAGACAUUCUAAGGUGGAACUCGGCUUUUCAGUGGUCCCGAGGCAUUGCCCAGUCAGGUGGGCACUGAGUACCGCUUACAUCUAUGCAAAAUGCACUGUGAUUUCUGUGUAGCACACCCUAGCUGUCUCUAGAGACAGUUAACUCAGGUGGCGUUUCAGCUCACGGUUUGUAUGAAUCGACAAGGAAGGCCACCUUUUGCUGGUGAUGGAAGGCUUUUUGCAGGUACCCAAGGGCCACCGAUGGACCACUGCUUAAGCUCCUUAGAUUCAAACUUGCUGUGAGACAGCACGCUUCUCCAUAACCACGGUAACUGUGAGUUAAGUGGCAGGUACCUUGCCUCCAGCUGUACGUCCCCCUGAGUCCUCAGGACCCCAUGAAGCACGUGCUCCUACGAGUAUCCUUGUGGGGAAGCAGAGGCUCCGAGGGUGUGAGCCAGGCAGCAGGGGAUCAGCAGGUCUGUGGUGCCGGCCUUGGCAUCUUCUGGCCGAGCCCUCGCUCUCACCCACUGGGCCGGGCGCCUGGGCCGUGGGCAGGUGACGUAUUGGGUUUGGAGGCAUUUCUGAUUUGUGGAAAUCUCAGGAAGAUCCUCGAGCCCGUGACCAGAGUAGGGUGGGGGGCAUCAGUGGAGGUGGCCACGCAUGUGGGGAGAACGUGCCAGAUGGGCGGUUGCGCAUGGCCGCCUGUCUGAUGCUUGAGCAGCAGGCCCCAGAACAGGAUGGCAGCACUCAGGGCCUGGGCGCAAACCCAGACGGGGGUCCCAUGGACGGCGGUCGGUGGAAAGUGAGCCGCACCGUGGGUGAAGGCCCAGGGUGACCGCGCCGUCCCGGGUGAUGGGAGACUAGGCGUGCAGAGAGAGACCAGCCUGGGGUGGACACGUGCAGGCUGAGGAGCAGCAGGGGACGGUAGCCUG
This is a messenger RNA of Kogia breviceps (pygmy sperm whale), 2884 nucleotides long. The record is from RefSeq and is a predicted model, not a curated record. NCBI's taxonomy places the organism in Eukaryota, Metazoa, Chordata, Mammalia, Artiodactyla, Physeteridae.